Trichophyton benhamiae CBS 112371 is the source of this 1254-nucleotide messenger RNA. RefSeq names its product O-methyltransferase, putative. The coding region runs from base 1 to 1254 and encodes 417 amino acids. The transcript is spliced from 4 exons. The record is from RefSeq and is a predicted model, not a curated record. Gene Ontology annotation, molecular function: O-methyltransferase activity. NCBI's taxonomy places the organism in Eukaryota, Fungi, Ascomycota, Eurotiomycetes, Onygenales, Arthrodermataceae.
AUGGCUCCAGUAGUACCAGUACCGAGAAUUAUUCAACUCGCCACCACGAUCAAGGACGCGGUGCUCAAAAUUCAGGAGACUCUCGAUACCCUAGGGGCACUUUCACCAUCGUUUGAUGAGAAUGCACCCCUUCUUCCUGUACAUAUUGGUAAAGCUCAGGAUAUCGUCCUCGAUGCAACAGCAGAGCUUCACGAUUUGCUCACCGAGCCCACAAAUAUGAUUCAUAGGUUAGCUAGGGUAAAGAUCACCCGAUCACUCCAUCUUGAUAUAUUCCAUCAACAAACAGCUAACUUUAACAUUGAUGCGAUCUCUCACUUUGGUAUUGCGGAACUCAUACCGCCUAAUGGGCAGGCUUCGUUUAAGGAGAUUUCUGAUAGGACGCCAUUGACGGAGCAGAUGGUGAGCCGAAUUAUUCGCCAUGCUGCCAUGAUGCGAAUCUUUUGUGAGCCCGAGCCUGGUAUUGUAAAACACACGAAGGCUUCCAGAAUUUUAGCCGAUCCGGAUGCGAGAGACUGGACUCGAGCUGGUAUCGAGGAGUUAAGCCCUGCAGGCGCGAAGGGUUUUUCGCUUGCACACAAUAUCACAGGGUCAAUUUACGAUGUUCUUGCAGAGAAUCCCGAUAGAGCGGCCCGCUUCAGUAGCGCUAUGAAGAUGAUGACAUCAAGACCGGCAUUUGACCUAUCGUAUGGAACAGACUACUACGACUGGAAGUCUCUAGGGGAAGCUCAAGUGGUUGACGUCGGGGGUGCCCGGGGGCACUUCGCAAUGGCCCUUGCAAGGCAAUACAGUCAGCUCCGUAUUAUUGUGCAGGACAUGGCUAAGGUAAUUGAGAAUGCAAAUGCAGGAGAAGUAUCAGAGAGGGUCCGCUUCUUGGCCCAUAAUUUGUUCGAUCCUCAGCCCAUCAGAGCUGAUGUAUAUUUCUUUCGUUGGAUCUUCCACAACUGGUCCGAUGUCUAUUGUAUUCGCAUCCUGAAGGCCCAGUUACCAGCAUUAAAGCCCGGGGCGAGGCUUGUUAUACAAGAAGUUUUCAUGCCCGAGCCGGGAUCCCUGGCCUACUGGAAUGAAAGAGAUAUCAGAUCGAUGGAUCUGGAAAUGGCCUUCACCUUCAAUUCCCGAGAAAGGACUCUGGCUGAUUGGGAGGCAUUGUUCAAAGCGGCCGAUCCAGGCUUCGUGCUUAAGGGAGUUGUGAAUCCUCCAGGGUCCGCCAUGGGAAUUCUUGAAUUCGUCUGGGAGGGUCGCAAUGGAUCAGCAUAG